AUGGAAAGACUGUCUCAUGACUUAAAUCUGGCGCUUGAAGAAAGUAACUGCGGCCGGCAGGAGCGGCGGAAACUUGGACUGCGUCGCCGCACCAGGUCCGCCGGGAAUCUGCGGCCACGCAACAGCUUCUGUUAUCCAGAGAAGAAUGCAUUCUGUGGUAAGAGAAAAUGGUCACACAGGGAUAAGAGUGACGUUUGUGAGAUGAGGGAGAGAUCAUUCAGUGGUGGCUGCUCGUCCAAAUCGGCGUUCUUUAAGAACGACAUCAAAUCCAAGAAGCAUGAGACAGACAAGAAGAGAAGAGAUGCAGUCCUGCAGCCAGGCAGUUCAAGCUUUAACUUUGUCUACAAGAACCCCUCGAAGAACGGCACACCGGUACUCUCCAAAAUGACCGGAUACCGCAUAGCGACCGACCUGCCGCCAUUCUUUGGCCCUAACGGCAGGAGCUGUUCAGACGUGAAGUACUACAGGAGGUCCAAAAUGCUGAACAAGAACCACUCGUCCAAUUCGCUGAGGAGUCAGCUACAGUUUGAGGACUCCAAUAGCGGCAUGGACUGCACGGGCAACGAGAGCAGCUCGCUCAGCAGCAGCGAGUCCGACGGCGUCGUGACGAACGACAGCGAUAGAGAGGGCGACGACGAGCUCACGGACUGGCCCGGCAUCGAGGAGCUGAAGGUGUUCAACAAGAGCCUCACCUUCAAAUCUUCGAAGGUCAACAACAACUGCACCAAGUCGGUGAGCAACAUGCCGCCGCCGAAACGGCUUAAGAAGGAGAGCUUCAGCUGCAAAGGCGGCUGGGGCAGCUGCAAGAACAGGUUCAAGAAGAAGAGGCCGAAGGUCGACUCGGGAAACGACGACGACGCCAUGAUGUCGGAUUCGAGGACGGUCGUCGAUCUGGAGGAGGGGACCCCGCCGAAAGGGAACCGCGACAUACUACAGCCGCACCCCUCUUUCUCGAGCUUCAGCGACAUCAAGAACGCCGGCGUGACGGCCGAGAAUGCGAACGAGACGUUUUUUCAUUCCUUUCAGGCGUUCAAAGAGAAGUCGGAGCGGGACGAGGGGGCGUUCGGCCAAACGCCCCGCACGAACUUCACUCUGCAGAAGACGUCGUCGAGCGACCUGAACGCGAGCGAGAGGUCGCCGCAAAGCGACCACUAUUGCAGCGAGCACUCGAUGGGCAACGCGCCGGUGACCGAAGUUAGGGAAAUCAGGGCCGGCUGCAGGCGGAUAAGGGAAGAGCGGCCCGGCUUCCUCAUAUUGAGCGCCGCGAACGAACAACUGUCCAAGUUCCUACAGGACUCCUGUCAGACGGAGCUCAAGUUGCCCAGUUUCAACGAUCCCGAAGAGAAGGAGAAGCUAGAGUCUUUAGCUAAGCUAUACUCCUUGGAGUUACAAGUGGAGAUGGGAAGGCCGAUAUUGAGGAAGACUAGCAACACCAUGCAGGCGAUACGAGUUGAACAUUCCUAUAAUAACUUCCCGUCCGAUCACAAGCGCAGAUGUUAUGGAGAAGAUGUGGACUCAAGUUUGAGCCUCAGUGAUCACAAUUCUGUAAACUCAGCAAAUGACUUAGAAGAGGACAAUUGCGACACUCUGGAUGGCCAGAAAGUGGACACUACACAUAAACUGGCUGAGACCUUCUCUCGGACCCUAGUGGAUAAUUCCUUACUGGACCCUGGUGAUGUUGAU
Iphiclides podalirius (scarce swallowtail) is the source of this 1683-nucleotide messenger RNA. The record is from the annotation of a GenBank genome assembly. NCBI's taxonomy places the organism in Eukaryota, Metazoa, Arthropoda, Insecta, Lepidoptera, Papilionidae.